Thyridium curvatum is the source of this 1023-nucleotide messenger RNA. RefSeq lists its product as uncharacterized. Gene Ontology annotation, molecular function: oxidoreductase activity. Lineage: Eukaryota; Fungi; Ascomycota; Sordariomycetes; Thyridiales; Thyridiaceae. The transcript has 2 exons. Bases 1 to 1023 code for a protein of 340 amino acids. The record is from RefSeq and is a predicted model, not a curated record.
AUGGCCGAGUUCAAGACGUUCAGGGUCAAGGAGUUGCACCCGACCUUCGCCGCCGAGAUCGAGGGCGUCAACUGGGACAACCUGACCGAGGAAGGACUCGACGAGAUCAAGGCCGCCAUGGCCAAGUACGGCGUCUGCGUCUUCCGCAAGACGGGCCUCACCGACGACGCGCACGUCAAGUUCUCGUACCGCCUCGGCGACCUCGACACCAUCACGCGCUACCUCGCCGCGGGCCGCAAGCUGCGCUACGACCACGUCGAGCUCUUCGACGCGGGCAACCUCGACCAGGACAACAACAUCGUGGCCCCGGACUCGCCGCGGGCGCACCAGAACCGCGGCAACGGCCUCUUCCACGUCGACUCGUCCUUCAACCCGCGCCGCGCGUCCUACUCGCUGCUGCGCGCCGUCGAGAUCCCGCCCCCCGAGGCGGGCGGCAACACCGACUUUGCCGACUCGCGCGCCGCCUUCGACGCGCUGCCCGCGGACCUGCGGCGCGAGCUGCUCGAGAAGAACUACGUCGGCGCGCACAGCAUGGCCGCCUCGCGCAAGAAGGGCAGCCCGGACUUCUUCCGGGACGUGGACCCCGGCGCGGGCCCCAUGAGCUACCACCGCGUCUGCCAGCGGCACGAGCCCUCGGGCCGCAUGAACCUGUACGUCGGGGCGCACCUGCACCACAUCGAGGGGCUCGGCCGCGGCGAGUCGGACGCGCUGAUCGCGCGGCUCAACGAGCACGUCGCGCGCGAGGGGAACCGCGCCAGCGUGGCGUGGACGUCGCCCGGCGACAUGGUCAUCUGGGACAACCGGUGCGUGCUGCACCGGGCCGGGCCGGGCGACUUUGAGGGCAGGUACAAGCGCGACCUGCGGAGGACGACGGUGCACGACGACAGCCCCACGGCGUGGGGGCUCAACCGCGAGGGCACGGCCAUGCCCGGCGGCGGGGCGUGGCAGGCGGCUAUGGACAAGGGGCGUGCGAAGCAGGCGGGCGGUGCUGCUGCUUCGUCGGCGCCGGCUAUCAAGGCGUGA